Naegleria lovaniensis is the source of this 498-nucleotide messenger RNA. RefSeq lists its product as uncharacterized. The record is from RefSeq and is a predicted model, not a curated record. Lineage: Eukaryota; Heterolobosea; Eutetramitea; Acrasida; Naegleriidae. The transcript has a single exon. Bases 1 to 498 code for a protein of 165 amino acids.
AUGGGAUCGUCUGUAUCGGUUGGGGUUCAACCCUCAACACCACUUUCCGGAGGAGUAGUUUCUCAACCUCAAAGUAGAAGAGCCUCGCAAUUCAAUCUAUCGAUUGGUUCAACACACAAGCUAAAGAAAUCUAAAUCAACAGAUCCUAAUGCAUCCAAACGAAAUUCAAUUGCUCCGCAAACGACGAUAGUUUCACCUGUGCUAGAAUUUACUGAACAAUCUUCGAGUUCUUCAUCAUCCGUAGAAGAUAUAGUUCAUAACACGAUGGAGAGUCGGACCUUAAAGUCUCCACCCCAACCACGAAUGAAAACUUUUCCUUCGGCUUUAUUGAGGAAUGAUCAUGCUAAGUCUUCACCUCGUGUUUUGAUACACGCUUCAACAUCAAAGGACGAUAUGCAAAUGACCGAUGCGGAGGAUGAGGACGACACGAACGGAAGAGCUGUCAUUUACCGAAAUCAGCAUGAGCCAGAGGAGGCUCAAGACAUCAUGCCACCCUGA